Fraxinus pennsylvanica is the source of this 564-nucleotide messenger RNA. The record is from the annotation of a GenBank genome assembly. Lineage: Eukaryota; Viridiplantae; Streptophyta; Magnoliopsida; Lamiales; Oleaceae.
AUGGCGGGCAUGCUGAAAGGGUUCGGAUUCGGGUUAGGACCAUGGGCCAGGAAAAGGAUCGUCGACCCGCUUCUCCAAAUACUUCGCAGGGGAGCGGAGCCAAAGCAAUUGGCAUUUUCAGGGGCUUUAGGGAUCACUUUGGGCGUCUUCCCCAUAUGUGGGGUUACCGUGUUUCUCUGUGGGAUGGCAAUUGCAGUGCUGGGAUCUCUUUGCCACGCUCCAACUGUGAUGCUGACUAAUUUUAUCGCUACUCCAGUUGAAUUGAGUCUGGUGAUUCCAUUUUUACGCUUUGGUGAAUUCAUUACUGGUGGGCCUCAUUUUCCAUUAACAUCUGAUGCUUUCAAGAAGGUGUUGACUGGCCAAGCUUCACGAGAAGUCGUGCAGAGCAUUGUCCAUGCAUUGUUGGGAUGGGUUGUUGCUACACCAUUUAUCAUGGGCACACUCUACAUACUAUUAUUGCCGUGUUUCAAGAUCUUGGUUCGUAAAUUCAGCACCGGUUCUUCAAGCCCAAAGAAGCCACCCCACUUCCACACAGAAGUCAGGCUAAAAGUCAGGGAUGUAUGA